Molecule: messenger RNA, 873 nt
Organism: Hordeum vulgare subsp. vulgare (domesticated barley)
Lineage: Eukaryota; Viridiplantae; Streptophyta; Magnoliopsida; Poales; Poaceae
Product: heat stress transcription factor C-2a-like
Exons: 2
Coding region: 1-873 (290 amino acids)
Biological process (GO): regulation of transcription by RNA polymerase II
Cellular component (GO): nucleus
Molecular function (GO): RNA polymerase II cis-regulatory region sequence-specific DNA binding; DNA-binding transcription factor activity
Source: RefSeq, a predicted model, not a curated record
AUGCAGAACAACGGCGGCGAGCAGAUAAGGCGCGGUGGAGCGAAGUACUUGCAGCCGAGAGAGAGAGAGCAACAGGGACAUCUCAUCUCCCAGUCGCACUCAUCCACUCGCCGCUCGCUCCCCAACCAGCGAGCAGCAACAAGCAAGCAUCUUCUCUUCUCUGGUGCGGCGCCGUUCGUGGCCAAGACGUAUGGGAUGGUGGACGACCGGGCCACCGACGCCGUCGUCGCAUGGGGGCCGGCCGGCAACAGCUUCGUCGCCGCUGACUCAUUCGCCUUCUCAAAGAUGCUGCUGCCGCCGCACUUCAAGCCCGCCAACUUCUCCCGCUUCGUCCGGCAGCUCAACACCUACGGCUUCCGCAAGGUUGACCCGGACCGCUGGGAGUUCGCGCACGCCUCCUUCCUCCGCGGCCAGACGCACAUCCUCCGCCACAUCGUGCGCCACCAGAGCAACACCAAGCACGGCAAGGGCGACAUUGAGGACGACGACGAGGACAAGAGCAGCAGCAGCGAGAUGCUGGCGAUGGAGGUGGCCCGGCUGAGGAACGAGCAGAGGGCCACGGAGGAGCGUGUGGCGGCCAUGUGGCGCCAGGUGCAGGAGGCGAAGCGCCGGCCCAAGCAGAUGCUCGCCUUCGUCCUCAGGGUCGUCGGUGACCCCGACGUGCUGCACCGCCUCGUGGACAGCUCGGGCAGCGGCCCGGGCGAGGGCGCGGAGGUCAAGAGGCCGCGGCUGCUCCUCGACAGCGACGGCGCGGGGGACGACGGGCUGUCGUACCACCGCAGCGGCAACAACCAGCGCCCGGAGGCGGCCUUGGUGCCGGAGCCGAGCGUGGACCUGUACUUCGCCGGUGGCAACGGGUUCAGCGAUGUGUAG